This is a messenger RNA of Gopherus flavomarginatus (Mexican gopher tortoise), 7129 nucleotides long. It is a transcript of the gene BCL11A, whose product is annotated as BCL11 transcription factor A. Gene Ontology annotation, biological process: negative regulation of dendrite development; regulation of transcription by RNA polymerase II. The transcript is spliced from 4 exons. Gene Ontology annotation, molecular function: RNA polymerase II cis-regulatory region sequence-specific DNA binding; DNA-binding transcription factor activity. Bases 660 to 3026 code for a protein of 788 amino acids. The record is from RefSeq and is a predicted model, not a curated record. Gene Ontology annotation, cellular component: nucleus. NCBI's taxonomy places the organism in Eukaryota, Metazoa, Chordata, Testudines, Testudinidae.
AUUAUUCCCUCUCCCCUCCUGGCCACUCGUGCGUUUGCCUUCUGCACUUACUCCUCUGCGGCCACUUCUGCACGGCGUGCCCGGCUCCUUCCCCCUCCACCCCAACCCCCCUACUCCGCGAAGCAGCGUGCGCCUGGUGUCUAGUGCUCCCCCCUCCCUCUCCCCUCCUCCCCGCUCCCCCCUGCGAUCACUGUCCAUUGGCUUGUCCUGGUCUCUUUUUCAUGUCCAGCCCCUGAUGAGUGUCCAUUGGUGUUGCCUUCCUCUUCCCUCCUCCCCCUCUCUCCGGCUUGCCCUGCCCAUGUUUUGUAUGUCUCUGUCCAUCCAGGCUCCUGACGUUCAAGUUCGCAGGGACGUCACGUCCGCACUUGAACUUGCAGCUCAGGGGGGCUUUUGCCAUUUUUUUUCAUCUCUCUCUCUCCUUCUCUCUCUCUCUCCCUCUCUCUCUUUUUUUCUUGCACAAAAAAAAAAAAAAAAAAAAAAAGCCAUGACUGCUAUCCCACAAUUCAUCUUCCCUGCGCCAUCUUUGUAUUAUUUCUAAUUUAUUUUGGAUGUCAAAAGACAUUGAUGAAGAUAUUUUCUCUGGAGUCUCCUUGCUUUCUCACCCGGCUCUCCCGAUGUGAACCGAGCGGCUCACAAGCCACCGCAGCCACCAACCCACCAUGUCUCGCCGCAAGCAAGGCAAACCCCAGCACUUAAGCAAGCGGGAAUUUUCGCCUGAACCUCUUGAAGCCAUUCUUACUGAUGAUGAACCAGAGCAUGGCACGUUGGGAGCUCCAGAAGGGGAUCAUGACCUCCUUACUUGUGGCCAGUGUCAGAUGAACUUCCCGUUGGGGGACAUUCUUAUUUUUAUUGAGCACAAACGGAAACAAUGCAAUGGCAGUCUCUGCUUAGAGAAGGCUGUGGAUAAGCCACCUUCACCCUCACCAAGUGAGCUGAAAAAAGCAUCCAAUCCUGUGGAGGUUGGCAUCCAGGUCACACCAGAGGAUGACGAUUGUUUAUCAACGUCAUCUCGAGGAAUCUGCCCUAAACAGGAACAUAUAGCAGGUAAAGAUGAGCCCAGCAGCUACACGUGUACAACUUGUAAACAGCCUUUCAACAGUGCAUGGUUUCUCUUGCAACACGCACAGAAUACUCACGGAUUAAGAAUCUACUUAGAAAGCGAGCAUGGAAGUCCCCUGACACCGCGGGUUGGUAUCCCAUCAGGACUAGGUGCAGAAUGUCCUUCACAGCCACCACUCCAUGGAAUUCAUAUUGCAGACAAUAAUCCUUUUAACUUGCUAAGAAUACCUGGGUCAGUAUCAAGAGAGGCUUCAGGUCUUGGAGAAGGGCGUUUUCCACCCACACCUCCUUUGUUUAGCCCUCCUCCCAGACAUCAUUUGGAUCCACAUCGCAUAGAACGUCUGGGUGCAGAAGAAAUGGCUCUUGCAACCCAUCACCCUAGUGCCUUCGACAGGGUGCUGCGACUGAACCCCAUGGCUAUGGAGCCACCAGCUAUGGAUUUCUCCAGGAGACUUAGAGAGUUAGCUGGAAACACCUCCAGUCCACCAUUGUCACCAAGCCGGCCCAGCCCUAUGCAAAGGUUACUGCAGCCAUUCCAGCCAGGCAGCAAGCCACCAUUUCUGGCAACACCGCCCCUUCCUCCUCUUCAGUCAGCCCCUCCUCCUUCCCAGCCUCCAAUAAAAUCCAAGUCUUGUGAAUUUUGUGGGAAAACAUUCAAGUUUCAGAGUAAUUUAGUAGUACACCGUAGAAGCCACACUGGAGAAAAACCCUACAAGUGCAGCCUCUGUGACCACGCAUGCACUCAGGCCAGCAAGCUAAAGCGUCACAUGAAAACACACAUGCACAAGUCAUCCCCCAUGACUGUCAAGUCAGAUGACGGGCUCUCCACAGCCAGCUCCCCAGAGCCUGGAACCAGUGAUCUCGUCGGCAGCGCAAGUAGUGCUCUCAAAUCUGUCGUGGCCAAGUUUAAGAGUGAAAAUGACCCCAAUAUGAUUCCAGAAAAUGGAGAUGAGGAAGAAGAAGAGGACGAGGAGGAAGAGGAAGAGGAAGAAGAGGAAGAGGAGGAGGACUUAACUGAAAAUGAAAGGCCAGACUAUGGCUUUGGCAUUAAUCUAGAAGCAGCUCGUCACCAUGAAAACAACUCCAGGGUUGGUGAGGAGAACCGUUCUAUGCCAGACGUCAUGCAGGGGAUGGUCUUAAGUUCCAUGCAGCACUUCAGUGAGGCUUUUCACCAGGUCCUCGGAGAGAAACAUAAACGAGGGCACCUGUCUGAAUCUGAGGUACACAGAGACACUUGUGAUGAAGACUCAGUAGCUGGAGAAUCAGAUCGCAUUGACGAUGGCACUGUUAAUGGCAGGGGAUGCUCGCCUGGUGAAUCUGCCUCUGGAGGUUUAUCAAAAAAGCUGCUCUUGGGUAGCCCCAGCUCUCUGAGCCCUUUCUCAAAACGCAUUAAACUUGAGAAAGAGUUUGACCUGCCUGCUACAGCUAUGCCUAACACAGAAAAUGUUUACUCCCAGUGGCUGGCUGGGUAUGCUGCCUCUAGACAGCUAAAAGAUCCAUUCCUCAGCUUUGGAGACUCCAGACAAUCGCCUUUUGCCUCUUCCUCAGAACACUCAUCAGAAAACGGAAGUUUGCGCUUCUCCACGCCUCCAGGGGAGAUGGAUGGAGGGAUUUCAGGCCGCAGCGGCACAGGAAGCGGAGGAAGCACCCCACAUAUUAGUGGCCCAGGCCCUGGAAGGCCUAGCUCAAAAGAGGGCAGACGCAGCGACACUUGUGAGUACUGUGGGAAAGUCUUCAAGAACUGUAGUAAUCUCACUGUCCACAGGAGGAGCCACACAGGCGAAAGGCCAUAUAAGUGUGAGCUUUGCAACUACGCCUGCGCCCAGAGUAGCAAACUCACCCGGCACAUGAAAACACAUGGUCAGGUUCGACACACACCCCCACUUGGCGUAGUGCCCAGGGAACUCGUGACGUGUGGCAAUUUUCGGAUGGAAGCUCGAGACCGCUUAAAUUCUGAGAGAAUGUGAAGCACACGGAGAAUGUGCACCAUGUACAUGACAUCUGAAUGUGGUGGUCCGUUAUCUUGCUAGCUUUGCGAUAAUUUCUGACGUUUACUUCAGACGUCACCGUCCGAAGGCAGCAUCAACAGACUCCAGCCUGCCUGCAAGACUAUGUUAUAUAUAUUUUUAAUAGAAUAAAAACACUUCUUUUUUUUUUUAAAAAACAACUCACCAUCAAGGGCUUAUCGAUCAUCAAUGGCUUUGACUGGCUUCCAUGCCAUUGGGAAAAGGCCCUCUUGAGUACACGGUGAUACAGUGCGGAGAACCCAGCCUGUUGUUCUUAUACAUUACACACCAUCGUUUAAGUGCGGCUAAUGUUACAAAUAGCAAAAAUAAAUAAAUAAAGGAGGAGGGUAAGGGGGAAACUUGACAUAAUAAAUGUUGCCGCUUUAGGUUUUGUUUGCUCUUUAAUUUUUGAUGCUAACAAGAACCGUGCAGCUGGUAUGACGUUGUAGUACCAUAUCCACUGCAUAAAAUCAACCAUUGAGAUUAAAAAAGAAAACAAAACCCAUGUACACACAAGAAGUUAUCCAUCUAUAGAUGGCAUAAAUUUCAAAAAAAACUAAAAAUGCAAAGCAUUGUUAUUGCAACACUAUAAUUAAUGUAGGACUAGUGUGGUUGUUUAUUAAUGCUGAAGUGUCUGGGGGGGUCUCCUAACUGUCUAUCUUAUCAUCUACAAACCAUUGAAUAAUGCCUACUGUGUUGUAUUUCUGCUGUUAAAAUAUGUAUUUUUGAGGUUGUGCGGGGGGGAGGGGAUGAUCCAUAGCAUACUUUAAUUUGUCAUUGUUUGUCCAUAAAGCUAACUGUUUUCAGGAGAAUAAUAAUUUCAUUAUAGUGAUACUGUAAGCGCCAAGAAAAGUUGAACCCCCCCUCCACAAAACCCCCCUGUGGUUAUUGAUUGAUCUUUGUUACAAUUAUUCCUUAUUUGUGCAAGUAGCCAUAUUCUGGAAAGCAGUUAACCACAUGCUUAUUUUAAGCAUGUGCUCAAAUCCUGUUGGAUCUAAUAAAGCAGUUGAACACGUGCUUAACUUUGCGCAUGUGAGUGCUCCUAUUGACGUUCAUAUGACUCUUAGGGACUUAUGUAAAUGUGUAUUUAUGUCCCUGAAUUGGGGCCACAGAUUGUACCACUGAAUGCAGUAUAUUCUAUUGAUGACCAUGUUUGAGUAAGGGUUAUAGGAUCAGGCCUAAGUGCUGACAUGAAUCCUUUAUUUGGUUAAGUCCUGAUGCUGCAGGGCAAGCUGUACCAUUAUCUUAUUCUCAUGUAAAAUCACCCUAAAAUUUAUACCAGGUAGAAAUUUACCAUGCAGGGUCUCAGGUCUGGUGACAAAGUUAUUUAUUUGUAUUUAUUAAUUAUUGUUACUUGCUUUUUUAUUUAUUUUUUAAAGCUGAAUGUGAAAAUUUGGCCAGGCUGCUAUUUUGCUCAUGAAACUGCAAAAUAGAUAAAAUAAUAGCACCUUUUGGUCAUUUUUUAAAAAAUAUAUAAAUGUUAUUUUGUUUGGGAAAGUGUUUAUAGCACAAGCACAGUCACUUUUGUACACAAACUUUUGUAAAGAACUUUAGACUAGUAGUUGCAGAGUGCAUGAGCAUCUGUGCACACCACUAUUAGUGGAGACGUGCCAAUAAACUAUCAGUGAUCUGUGGAUUACAGUGUAUAAAUAGGGAUUGAUACAACAGACUAUUACUAUUACUGCUUCUUCUGAGGUGUUAUGGUUUCUAGGAUCAAUAAUCCAUGUGUUACACGCUCUCUGAUGGCCCCAUUUGGUACACAGUAGUGGCAGCUGCGGUGCCACAGAAGCAGGCCACAUAUGCUGUGCUUCUGGUUAAAUUCUGCCAGAAUGCAUGGGGAGCUAAAGUAACUUCGCAUUUAGUCUAGGCAUGUAGAUGCUGGUAACACAGGUAGGGACUAGGCUUGUGUUGUUCCAAUGGCAAAAAUGUCAUGGUUCAGACCUUCUAGUCCACAUUCUGAACUAGUGACAAUGUCUGUGCUGCAGCUGAAUUAGAUUAGAACCAUUAGUAAUACACUUUUCCCAAUAGCAGCCCUGCUGGGACCCCUCCAUUCUUCCCUGAGGGACUUUGGCAAGGAGAUUUGUCAAAAGGCAUGGCCCUUACCUCAAAGUCCAAAUGUUAUGACCAAUAUUGAGCAAAUGCAGCUGGUGAAAAUACAGGCAGGAUUAACACUGAAUAAUGGAUGUAGACCUCCCCUCCCAGUAUGGUAGUAUAGACCAUAGUUGAUCAGGCUCUGAUGGGCAGCAUAACCAUAGCAGAUCAGCAGAUCAGAUCAAUCCCUAUACCAUAACUAGGGGUGUCUAAAAUGGCACCCAUUUUGCUCCAUAUCUGUGCAUUGCUCUGCACCAGUUUACAAGGAGUUUUUUGAGCACUGAACAGCACGUCCUACAUCUUUGAUUGAUUAUGCCUCAAGUGCAAAGGAGUUAACAAUUCCCAUCAGCUGCUAGCCUCUCCCAUGGCAGCCUCAAACCAUUUCCACAUCAGGGUACGCUAGGCAGCUGCAUUCUCACUGGCAUGGCUGUUUCAGAAUGUGGCAUAUGAGUCAAUUUUACUCCAUUGCAUUGUUGGAGCACUAUGCAGUGGAGUAACUCUUCUCUUUUCCCUAGAGUACUGAAUUAGGUCCCUUAAAUACAGAUUUACAGAAUGGCUGGGUACAGUUCUGUAUAGCUGUAAACAUUGAAUCAAUAAUAUGUUUUUAAACAUCCUUCAGUACAUGCUUACCUGAAAAACUUCAGAAGAUUUUGUGACUUUUGCACAUCACAACAUGCCAAGAGCAGAGAAAGCUCAGUUCACAGAUUGUUUCAGGACAUUAUGGAAACACUGGGCCAUAGCCUGUAAUUCUCUGGCACAGCAAUACAAAUCCAGAAUAGGUCACUUAUUUCAUUCUGGAUUUAUACUAGUGUAACUUAAGAGCAGAAAGGGGGCCCAUUGCUACCAUUCGAAGUUGGUAGAAGCAGGUGGCUAGCAGGUAUUUUUACCCUAUCUAGGAGAACUCUGAUUGUGUUCUGCCGGGCACAGAGACAAAAGUGAUACAAUACUUUCCUACUGAAUUGAAGGUGAAGUGAAAUUGUUAAAUUCUUUUCCUUUUUUUUUUUCAAAUGAAGGAAUUAAACAAAAAAAAUUUAAGAUUUUAAGUCAUUUGCAGAAUUCAUGUGUUGCCUUAAAAUUAUAAAUAUAUGUAACAACUAUGUUGAAAGCUUUAGUAACUGUUAAGAACUGAGCUUAGGGUUCCAUGUUUCACUGCGAGUGCUGAUACCAUUUACAAACACCCCAUGCUGGAACGAAGCACUAGGCUCUUAUUCAGUCUGUGUAAGACCAUCUGUAUUGCAGUUGUGUGCAUUAGGACUAUAUUUGCAGCUGGUAUAAACUGUAGGAGCCCCACUGAAAUUGGUGUAGCACCACUGAAACCAAUGGAGCCAUGCUGCUUUACACCAGCCAUGCACCUGGCUUGUGGAACUUUAGACGCCUUGUAAGGACAGUUUUAAUGAUAGUACUUUUCAGGAUGGGAAGUUGACUGUUGGACUAGCCUGCCCAGAAUCCUUGGCUGCGUCUGUGUAUGAAGAGUGGGGAAAAUAAUGUACAGCAGCUUGUUAGCAGAAAAGCUCAAGGUUGCUCUGUUUUCUUGACAAGAAGAAAAAAAAAUCUCACAUAUUAGAAAUGCACAAUAUACGGCACAAUCAGCUCUUUUAGGAGAAACACAGAACCUUGAACUCAGGUCCUGAGCUGUAAGUUAAAGAUUAAAUGAUUUUCAAGUACUUUGUAUUAAAAUGUAUUCAUAAUUUUAAAGUCUGCACAUAUCUACUGUUAAAAGAUUUAGGAUGUUAAAUGAUUUUUGUAUUUAUUUUAGAAGUGCUGCAGUUCAAUUUUAAGAACCGAAUUUAAAAGCUCUUUUUGUUACUCAAUCCAACAUGCUGUAAUGGUCUGAAAUGAACAAGAUAUGCGGAAAUUAGACAGUUUAGCUUUGGGUUUAGUUUGAAAAGCUUCUUUCAAUGUCCAAACAUUUUAUCUGUGCUGUAUUUUAUUUUUAAAGACAGUCUCAUGAUAAUAAAAUGCAGAAAGGUUAA